UAAAUCCCUCUUUUUUUCUUUUUUUAAAUUAUUCUGUCUUUUUGUGUCCCUUAGUUUAUGUGUUCAUUUCCUGAACUCCCUCUUACUCUUCAAGUUCUCCCACUCAGUGCACUGAGAAAAAAAAUGGGAAGAGCUACAAGGUGGCUAAAGAGCUUGUUUGGGAUAAAGAGCAGCAAAGACUACUCAAAUUCCAGUGACCGGCAAGACAAGAAAAGGUGUAGCGUUGGCCAUUCAGGGCGAGACUUAAGUGGUGGAUUGUAUCACAACCCAAUAACAAUACCUCCAAACAUAUCACCAGAAGAGAAUGUCUGGCUAAGAUCAUACUACAAUGAAACAGAGAAGGAGCAGAACAAGAACGCAAUUGCAGUGGCAGCCGCCACAGCAGCGGCUGCAGAUGCCGCAGUAGCCGCUGCGCAGGCAGCAGUGGCAGUGGUGAGGCUGACAAGUCAUGGCAGAGGGACCAUAUUUGGUGGUGGACAUGAGAGGUGGGCUGCUGUUAAGAUUCAAACUGUUUUUAGAGGUUAUCUGGCUAGGAAAGCACGACGAGCUUUGAAAGGAUUAGUGAAGAUACAAGCCCUUGUUAGAGGAUAUUUAGUGCGGAAACAGGCUACAGCUACUCUUUAUGGUAUGCAGGCCCUCAUAAGAGCACAAGCCACCAUUAGGUCCCAGAAAGCUCGUGGAAUCAUUAACCAUGAUGCUAACAGAUUUGACAUCCGAGCACGAAAAUCUAUGGAGAGAUUUGAUGAUACAAGGAGUGAACAUACGGUUUCUAUCCAUAGCAGAAGAUUGUCAGCUUCUCUUGACACUGGAAUUAACAUUGAUGGAAGCCCCAAAAUUGUGGAGGUUGAUACAGGCAGGCCUAAAUCAAAAUCUCGCAUAAUCAACACUUCUGUAUCAGAUUUCAGCGAUGACCCGCCUUAUCAAACGCUCCGGCGCUUUCAAGACACUAAUUGGGGAUUAACUGGAGAUGAAUGCAGGUUCUCUACAGCACAAAGUACACCUCGGUUUAUCAAUUCUUGUGUGUCUAAUGCCCCCGUUACACCGGCCAAGAGUAUAUGCGCUGAUAACUUUUUUAGACACUACGGGAAUAUUAAUGUUCCCAAUUAUAUGGCUAACACACAAUCUUUCAAGGCUAAAUUGAGGUCACAGAGUGCACCAAAGCAAAGGCUAGAGCAAGGGCCGAAAAAGCGCCUUUCCCUCUAUGAAAUGAUGGAAUCUAGAAGUAGUUUAAGUGGGGUUAGAAUGCAGACAUCAUGCUCACAAGUUCAGGAAUCUAUUAAUUUUAAGAAUGCAGUGAUGAGGAAGCUUGAUAGAUCCUCAGAAUUUGGUAGAGAUCCUGAGAGAAACUAUUUGCAGAGAAAGUUGUGAUUAUGAGAGCAAAAGAAAAAAAUGUAGCUCUGCCUCUGUGGGCCCCCCCUUGUAUGCUAGUGAACAAAGAUAGGUGAUUAAACAAGAUAGAAUGAGUGGAGAAUUUACAUGAUCUGAUCGAAAUUCCUGUCCAUCUGAUUCAAUUGUCAGUGUCAUGUGAAGGAAUUUGCCUUUCUUGUUAAUGAAAUGAAAUUGCAAUUGUAGAAUUAGUUGAGCUCUCCAUAACACUCUUCAAUGUUUGUUUUCUAAACAACCAACAUUUCUUAGUUUUUCCUGGACUAAUAGAA
Molecule: messenger RNA, 1655 nt
Organism: Durio zibethinus
Lineage: Eukaryota; Viridiplantae; Streptophyta; Magnoliopsida; Malvales; Malvaceae
Source: RefSeq, a predicted model, not a curated record